Molecule: messenger RNA, 3092 nt
Organism: Bursaphelenchus okinawaensis
Lineage: Eukaryota; Metazoa; Nematoda; Chromadorea; Rhabditida; Aphelenchoididae
Source: the annotation of a GenBank genome assembly
AUGCUGAAGUGGUGCUGGUUACUAGGUGUUCUCGGCCUUCGAGUCUCGGCCAAGUGCACGUGGCCCGAGACCGACGUUCUGUUCGUAAUUGAUUCCACGAUCAACAUUGACAGUAGCGCCAACCACAGGCUUCUGUUGGAGUUGAUAAAGCUCGAGUUGAGUCACAUGAAGUUGGGGAGAGAUGGGGUUCAGGUGUCUGUGGCACAGUUCACCCCCACUGCCAAGUACGAGUUUGGGUUGAGUGCAGAAGGAUUCGAAGCCAUGGAACGACGUAUCAACGUGAGUUUAUUUUUGAAUGUAUUGUUUUUAAAGCCAAAAUUAACGUUUUGCGUUAUAAAAUGAUAUUUUUCUGUCAUAUAAACUACUAAAAAUAUCAAAUGUUACAUGAAGAACACAAUAUUUAUUUUAUCUUUAUCUUCUUACCUAAAAUAUACUAAAUUCUGUAAGUUUUAAAGAUUUUGUUACUUUUUUAGACCAUCCAAUACCUCCCGUGCCAAGCCCAAGGAGAACAGUGCACUCGGAAUGCUGCUAGUCUAAACACACUUCUGAACGGAGGUCUAAUCUCAGAUGCCGCCAAUCGACUAACAUCUCCAGAUGUCAUGAUAGUCAUCUCGACCUCGUUGUACCAACCUCGUGAGGUCAAUGUGUAUGAAUUACUGAUAAAGCCAUCGUCUCCAACUCAUGUCUUUCUAAUCACAAUUGGAAGCGCUGCUCCUUCCACGAGGUAUCUGAAUUCACUUCAGUUUGCUGCUACUACAACACACUUGGCAGCAUUAGACUUUGAGUCGUUGGCGCAGCUGGAGUACCCGCUUUGUGAGAGUGUCAACAGUUUUAUCAGUAAGUGAUACUGUAUUUGUUUUACCUGGGCGUGAUAUUAACUUGGACAUAGCUGUCUAUCGCUUUAUAAACUUCAUAGUACUAAAUGUCUGUGAUUUUGCAACAUUCCUAUUACACUUUGUCGUAUUCUGAAAGCGUUGUACAUAAUGCAGACCCACCCAUUUAUCUCUCGCUGAGUCUCCAUUGACAACGUUCUGCGACAACACUUUUCGCAAAGUCAUCACAGAAACCCUGAGAGUACUAAAAGGAACAUCGCUCUCGCUUUGUUUGCUAUACAAAUACUAUUAGACUGUAAAUCUACUAUAACAUAAGGUACUUAUUAUAUUUUUAUGUUAUAGUACUUGAUAUUAUAUUAUUGUUAGCGCUAAUAUUGUGGUAUUCAUAAGUAAAAAAGUAAUUACUGUAUACUAUUCUACAGCAACCAAAUGUAAUGAGCCAGCCAAAUGAAUUGAGCUGGUGGCAUUACCUACAGUGGAAUGUGUCUAGUUGCUCAAAGACAAACGACCUCAAUACAGUAUACUGGGCCUUUGCAUGUACGGUUUCUCGGAAACAUUCUUGAGUUUUUAUUCACUUUAUUUGUCUAAAUCUGUAUCUUGAAUAGAGUAAAUAACUUAAGCUACUAAAUAUACAGUAAUCGUUUGUAGGUAAUCAGAACACAACACCUCGUGCCGGACUUUUCAAGCCAACCUUAUGUAUUGUUGCCAUCGUACUGACUGCCGUUAUUGGGCUCGUGUUAAGUCUAUGUCUAUGUUAUGCUGUUUAUCACUACAAAAGUGACGGUAAGUAUAUUACAUCACACAAAAUAUGUAAUAUCUCGUACGACCUUAAUAUCCUACUUUUUAUCUUAUAUAUUAUCAUUCUCUUACUACUAAAAGCGUGCUAAUAGUAUUGUUUUAGUUCGUCGUCUCCAAUCGCAACUUCAGCUAGAACGUGAGAACAGUCGGAAGCGAGAAGAGAGUCUGAUGGAUCGGAUACGACAACGCUCCGCCAAUGAAAAGGAGCGUGAGAAGACGAUGAUGGAGUUGAUCAACGAGAGCAAUCGGCUACGAGAUCACUACAGAGAUGAGACGACACGAAGGGAACAGUCGAUGCCGUUGCCAGUCACGUUGGUCGCUCCGGGUACGAUAAAACGCCGUUCUAAUCUUAGACUAAGUAGACGAAGGAAGGACAUACCGUAACCUUUGAAACAGCAUUUUUUAUCUAAUUUUAAAAUAACUUUUCAAGUGUUACGGUAUGUUUUACCCUCAUAUUGUCUUUUGGUACUAAAAUAAAUAGUUUUAAACUGGAAUUUGCAAUUAUUUUCAAUCAAAAGCGCUUGAUUUAGUUAGAGUACCCUAUCAAACAUCCCUAAAAAUAACAUUUAAAUUAUAACUUUAACAACCAAGUUUACAGAAGACGAAGUGACAGUAGACGACUACACCCUAACCACACUUGCCAGAUCACAGUCGUUUCCUCCCCCUGAACAUCCAAUCAAAUCCCUUCCUCCAGUCGAUGUUCUCCUUCUGAUCGACUCUUCCAGUAGCAUUGGCCUCAACAGUUUUAACCAAGUCAAACAAAUGUUGCGUGCCUUUGUCGCUGAUAUUGACAUUGCUCCCAGUCGCUCUCGAGUAGCCACAGUCUUGUUCGCAGCUGAACCGAAAGUUUACUUUGGAUUCGAUCGGUAUUACAGCGUCAGGUCUGUGAGAAGUAAGUUACUUUAACAGUUCUUUUCAUAGUAUCUUGCUAUUUCAUACACUGCAAUCUACAUAUUACCUAUUUUUAAAUCAUAAUAAGCGAUGGGAUAGAUGUCUACUACAAGGUCCAUUUUAGCAGCAAUAAGAAGAAUGCCAUACCUUGGUGGAGCCACAUUUCUAGCCAAAGCCUUAUCCUUUGCCGCCGGAAUACUUUAUCAAGAACAGAAUAUGAAAAAGGUGCGACAUCGACACAGACUGAUGCCAACACCCCACCACGAUCGACCUCAGGUAAUGGUGGUAGUGUCAGAUGGCAUUUCCGAUGAUACUUUCGACCAAGAGGUCACACAUCUACACGAGAGGUUGAUGAUAAGGAUAGCUGCUGUGGUUACAAAAAGCUUUAACCGAGAAAGAAUGACAGCUGUCACAAAGUAUUCUGGGUCAGUGUUCACGUUAGAUCAGAAGGAAGCUCUGAGUAUUUGGCUAUGGCGAACACAACGCAUGUGGAACGAGAACUUUGGAAGUUACGUUAGAAGGGAGAAGUCGUUUAAUCACGAGAAAACACCUCGAGCUAACAACAGAUAA